AUGGGUCGGCUCGACCGGAGUGAUACCACGGCCUCACAGAAUACCAGCGUAAAACAACCCACAUCGUUGUCUAUCGCCGUUAUGGAAGGGACAUCUAUAGUUAAUGUGACUGAAGUGGUUGAUACUACAAUACCUGCGCCGGAGCAAGGUUUUGUAGUUGGCGUGUACAGUGCCCUUUUAGCCGCUGGUGCGGUUGGCAACAUUGGAGUGUUCGCGUCGCUCAUGCGCUCGCGCAGACGAAAGUCGCGCGUCAAUUUGCUAAUGACACAUCUAGUUAUUGCUGAUAUGAUCGUUCUAUUCAUUGUUAUACCUUUGGAGUUACAUAGAGCCAGGGUUGCGGGUGCACCCAGCAAGCAUAAGUACGUAUCGUGUCCUCACCCUGGGCAAAAUGCCACCGUAAGCGCGGGUCUGCGGUCGGCGAGUAAGGGCAGCUCGCCGCCCGAACAGAACCAGGCCCGAGUGUACGGCGCGUAG
This is a messenger RNA of Spodoptera exigua (beet armyworm), 474 nucleotides long. Lineage: Eukaryota; Metazoa; Arthropoda; Insecta; Lepidoptera; Noctuidae. The record is from the annotation of a GenBank genome assembly.